Molecule: messenger RNA, 399 nt
Organism: Alternaria arborescens
Lineage: Eukaryota; Fungi; Ascomycota; Dothideomycetes; Pleosporales; Pleosporaceae
Exons: 1
Coding region: 1-399 (132 amino acids)
Source: RefSeq, a predicted model, not a curated record
AUGUCUCCCCUCGACGACGCCGUGAAGCCUACGCCGCCCAUUGUUCCGAUUUUCAGUCCAUCCUCAACCCCAGGGCCGGCUGUCGCGUCCAAGCCUAUUGGCAAUGGGCCAGAUGCCGACUCCGAUGAUAAGAACAAAUCGGACGGUGACCGUCAACUCCUGGAGAAGGCUAUGAACCAUAUCAUCAACACCAAGACACUCACCAGGCUCUGCAAUCUAGAGGGUGUAGACGCGGUCAGGAUCAGAGAUACCCUCAUCAAAAACUAUACCGAUACAUGUCAAAGACAAGCCAAGCCCACCGCAUCACAUCCCACGAAGUUUUGCACGACAACCUUCUUGCCGCUUUAUAACAAGAGAGAAAUGCGAGUACAAGUAUGCUUAUUGAUGGACACGAGAUGA